This is a messenger RNA of Pistacia vera, 294 nucleotides long. Its product is annotated as auxin-responsive protein SAUR32-like. The transcript has a single exon. NCBI's taxonomy places the organism in Eukaryota, Viridiplantae, Streptophyta, Magnoliopsida, Sapindales, Anacardiaceae. The record is from RefSeq and is a predicted model, not a curated record. Bases 1 to 294 code for a protein of 97 amino acids. Gene Ontology annotation, biological process: response to auxin.
AUGGGACACCGUCUGAAUUUUCAUCUUCAUUUCCAGCAUCAGCAUCAGGAAGUGCCAAAGGGAUGUUUAGCCGUGAAGGUGGGUCAUGAAGGUGAAGAACAACACAAGUUUGUGAUUCCAGUUAUGUACAUAAAUCAUCCACUUUUCAUGGAGUUGUUGAAAGAAGCUGAGGAAGAGUUUGGAUUUGAUCAGAAAGGCCCCAUUACCAUUCCUUGCCAUGUUGAGGAGUUUCGUAAUGUUCAGGGUAUCAUUGAUAAUCACUACUCAAUUCAUCAUAUUGGGUGCUUUCAUUAG